Messenger RNA from Synchiropus splendidus (mandarinfish), 5018 nucleotides. It is a transcript of the gene scyl2, whose product is annotated as SCY1 like pseudokinase 2. Gene Ontology annotation, molecular function: protein kinase activity; ATP binding. NCBI's taxonomy places the organism in Eukaryota, Metazoa, Chordata, Actinopteri, Syngnathiformes, Callionymidae. Gene Ontology annotation, biological process: protein phosphorylation. The coding region runs from base 176 to 2908 and encodes 910 amino acids. The record is from RefSeq and is a predicted model, not a curated record. The transcript is spliced from 19 exons.
UCGGAAACCCGGAAGUAGGCUUCUUCUACAGCUAGCUUAGCGGUAAGCUAACUGACUUCCUCUGCGACUGAAGACAUGGGGACCGAGUCACAGAGCCUCCGCUGACACUCAACUGACUCCUCUUCAAAGAGACCAGUGUUCCGCCAACUGUACAUCAAUCAUCUCGGGCCUGAAAAUGGAGUCCAUGUUGAACAAGCUGAAGAGCACCGUGACCAAGGUGACGGCCGAUGUCACCAGUGCCGUCAUGGGCAACCCCGUGACGCGGGAGUUUGAAGUGGGACGCCACAUCGCCAGUGCUGGUCCCAGUAUGUGCUGGAGGAUCUACAACGGAACCAAGAAGUCCACCAAGCAGGAAGUAGCAGUGUUUGUUUUUGACAAGAAGAUGAUAGAUAAACACCAGAAGUUUGAGAAGGACCUGAUCAUCGAUUCUCUGAAACGAGGGGUCCAGCAGCUGACCAGACUGCGCCACCCGAGGCUCCUGACCGUGCAGCACCCCCUGGAGGAAUCGCGAGACUGUUUAGCAUUCUGCACCGAGCCGGUGUUCGCCAGUCUGGCCAACGUCCUGGGCCAGUGGGACAACCUGCCGAGCCCCGUGCCCAAUGAUAUCAAGGAGUACAAGCUGUUUGAUGUGGAGACCAAGUACGGCUUGUUACAGAUCUCGGAGGGUCUGUCCUUCCUCCACAGUGGGGUGAAGAUGGUCCAUGGGAACCUGGCGCUGGAGAAUAUCAUCCUGAACAAAAGUGGAUCCUGGAAGAUCAUGGGCUUCGAUUUUAGCAUCUCCUCCACCAACCCUUCGGACACAGAGCCUAAAUACACCUGUAAAGAGUGGGAGCCCAACCUUCCUCCUCUGGUGCUCCCGAACCCGGAGUACCUGGCCCCGGAGUACAUCCUGUCUGUGAGCUGCGACGCAGCCUCUGACAUGUACUCGCUGGGCGUGAUCAUGCACGCCGUCUUCAAUGAAGGCAAGCCUGUUUUCCAAGUCAACAAGCAUGACAUUUUUAAAAGCUUCAGCCGACAACUUGACCAGCUCAGCAACAUAAGUCCUUCAAUGUUGAACAAGAUUCCAGAGCAAGUGCGGGAACACGUGAAAAUGCUGCUCAGUGUCACGCCCAACGUCAGACCUGACGCCGACCAGAUGACCAAGAUUCCAUUUUUUGACGACGUUGGAGCCAUGACUCUCCAGUACUUUGACUCCCUGUUCCAGAGGGACAACCUCCAAAAGUCCCAGUUUUACAAAGGCCUCCCUAAAGUCCUUCCCAAACUUCCUAAGAGGGUGGUGGUUUAUCGAAUCCUGCCUGCGCUCACCUCGGAGUUUGUCAACCCGGACAUGGUUCCAUUUGUGUUACCAAAUGUGCUGCUGAUUGCUGAGGAGUGCACCAAGGAGGAGUACAUCCGUCUGGUGCUGCCGGACCUCACGCCCGUCUUCAAGCAGCAGGAACCCAUCCAGGCUAGUAACAUGAUUUUGCUGAUCUUCCUGCAAAAGAUGGACUUGCUGCUGACCAAAACCCCAGCGGAGGAUAUCAAGAACAGCGUGCUGCCGAUGGUUUACCGGGCCCUGGAAGCGCCCUCGGUGCAGAUCCAGGAGCUGUGCCUCAACAUCAUCCCAACAUUCACCAACCUGAUCGACUAUCCAUCCAUAAAGAACUCCCUCAUCCCUCGGAUCAAGUCGGCCUGCCUGCAGACCUCCUCGCUCGCGGUGCGGGUCAACUCGCUGGUUUGCCUCGGAAAGAUUCUGGAAUACAUGGACAAGUGGUUUGUCAUCGACGAGAUCCUGCCCUUCCUGCAACAGAUCCCCUCCAGAGAACCCGCCGUGCUCAUGGGCAUCUUAGGCAUUUAUAAAUGCACCUUCUCCCACAAGAAGCUGGGCAUCCCCAAAGAGCACCUGGCCACCAAAAGCCUGCCCCACCUGGUGUCGCUGAGCAUCGACAACAACCUCAAUCUCAACCAGUUCAACUCAUUCAUGGUGGUGAUUCGGGAGAUGCUGAGUCGGAUGGAAGCAGAACACAAGACUAAACUGGAGCAGCUGCACGUCAUGCAGGAGCAGCAGAGGAGUCUGAAUAUCUCAAACCCGAUGGGUCAUUCAGAGGAGAGAAAGAGCCCCCCGUCUUCUGCUAACCAGAUCGAGGACAUUUUUGGCAGCUCUGCUGUGAACGGGAAGGAGAACGGAGCGGCCGCUCCACAGCCCAACAGAAUGUCUCUCACCCUGGAGGAGAAGCAGCGUCUGGCCAAGGAGCAGGAGCAGGCGGCCAAACUUCGGAGCCAGCAGCCGUUAGCCCCGCAGGCCAUGAAGGCCGGCAACAGUGGCACCGCGACACAGGCCAAAGACCUGACCAGCAGCCUGAUGAGCAACAUGAGCUCGCUCAGCAGCCUGUCGCUGGCCUCCACGUCCCGGCCCGCCCCGCUGCAGGGCCCCACCAUGUCGGCCUUCCCCUCCCCCGCCUCCAUGCCGGCGGCUCCGGUGGCCAAUGGCUUCAACUCCCCCAUGGGCUUCCCGGCAGCGGGCAUGGCUAUGGGCGUGCGUCCGCCGGCGCCCGGCCCGUACGCCGGCAUGGCCACCACCACCAGCACCCCCAACUUCGGAGCGCUCGCCCAGAACCACAUAAACAAGCAGCCCGACAUGUCGGCGCUGGACAAUCUUUUCUCAGCCAACAAGCCCAAGGUCAGCCUCAACCAGAUGGGCCCGCGGCCCGGCACCCCCUGGCUCAGCCAGUUCGCCCCGGCCCACAGCCCUCAGACGAACAUGCAGGGGGCGCCCAUGAGCAUGGCAGUGGGCGGCGCUGGCUUUGGGAUGCAGGCCAACCCCUUUUUUAACCCACAGAACUUCCCCCAACCCGCCGCGGCCCCGACCCAGACGGGCAUCAAACACAGCGCCUCGGUCAACAACGACCUCAAAGACCUUUUUGGCUGAAGCGACACAUUUCACUCGGAGACUGACCGACGAGGCUGGAGAAGCGGAAUGUGACCCCACGCUUUGUAUUCAAUCCUGGGUUUAAUUCAGCUGCGAGUCCAACCUGGCAGCCCCAGUCUUCUACUUGAAUUGUGAACUCUGAUGGAAGGGAAGUGGUGUUUUUCCUGUAUGCUGUCUUCUUCUUGAUGCUGUGGAUUUACUAUUGCCCCGACGCCACAUUCCUGAGAGCUGAGAGUCACGAGCGGCGCCGGUGACUCGUGAGUCAUGUUACACCUGGAGAUCCGUUGUCUUAUUCGGACACUCUCACGCAUCAGUUUCUUUAUUUUUUGCAUGUUCGGUUCAGAGCUGCCGAGGAAGCAUCACGUGUAGCACUGGCCGCCCCCAGUCUGGGAGAGGCGGUCGCCACGUCACCUGACCUUAGCCGCAAGCUCGUCCUUCACAGGGUUGUGACGGACACCGGUCAUUCUUUAAAUGCAGUGAGAGCGAGUCCGACGGUUGGUGAUUCGAGAGAGAGAGAUUGAGAGAUUGACGUGCCUUCAUUCCCAAGCGAGACAACCGAGGUGCUGCUCCUCCUCUAACUGCAGGGCUCAGUGAUGAGUGAGCAGCCCGUGGAUGCUGAGCCCUGUUCCACAGUGAGCUGCUUAUUCUGGUCCGCCACUCACGCUGAGAUUAAGGACCAUGUGGAGUCAGGCAAUAUCUGAAGCCAGAUAUGCAGAAUCGUAAUCUUAAUUUGAGGGAUUUUUAAAAAAAAUAUGACAUGACAUUUCUCAUGAGAAUUAGCUUUAAAAUGAAGGAUCAGAAGGUUGUUGAUCUCAUGCAAACUCAUCGGUGCACAGUGUCAUUUCUAAUGGUCCAGAAUUAAAGAUGAAGUCAUGAAAGCACUGUUUUGAUUUUAACAAAGCUUUUAAUCUAAUUUAAUCUGGAGGAGCUCUGAAGCAUACUUAUUCAGGGACAGCGAAAUUAGUGACUUCACAUUAAUGCAUCUGAUUCAUAACGGGAUUUCGUUCUGGAUGAACCUUGUAAAAGAGCUAUAGAUUCACCUGUGUUCCCGCUGCACAGGUGAGGUGACUCUUCUGUUUUGCAUCUGAGGGCCAAGUCUGGCGGAGCAACUCGGAGCUUUGACGUGAGCAGGCCGUGCUCCCCGCCGAGACCUCGGGUUGGUGAGUGACCGGUCGCGGACACGAUGAGGGUGUGAGGUGCCCCUCUCGGGUGUGAACGAAGCCAGACACGGAGAGUAGGCGCCCUCUUGGCUCUUUUCCCGAGGUGUUUUGGAGACAAUGCGGCCUUAGGUGGACCUAGUGCAAUAAGGGAUCGGACUGGAAAUCCAUCGGGAAAGAAGCUUUGUUGCUUCAUGCCUCCGAGACAUGAGGCAACAGCUUCUCUGUCUUUAUCUGACUGAGAUCGAUGGGCUACAUGAGAAGAUGUGCUCAUGAAGACGCAUCUGCUUUGCUCCGUCCUGGUUUCGCUGAAUUUCUCUGGACAUUUAGUUUUCUUUUAUGUGUGUGACGUCACAUGUCCCACAGCAGAGGAGGUUUUCUUCUACAGAGCCGUUUGUAUUCUACUGUCGUUUGUGUUUUGUGGCCAAUUUCAAGUGUGAAGGUUGUAGUGGCUUCAUCAGAACUAACUGUACAUAUAAAGACAGAUCACUAUCUCAUCGUGUCACUCUGGCGUCUGCUUUUAUAAAAGGGUCCGUCUCUUUCCCCCGGAUGGGGCCGCCUCACCACCCAUGUUUAAAGACAGCCGUGCAGGAAUCAGAACCCAGGCCGACCGGAACUACAUAUGAAACACCAAAAGUGUUUAUUAUUCUGCAUUUCAGGGUCGAAAAUCUGUUGUCUGUUAAUGGAGAACGUCGGGAAAAAGUGUGCAAAUCACAAAUGUACUGAAGAUAAAAUGGGAACAUUUAGAAAAUUCUGAGCACAGAAGGAUGACUUAAUGAUUAAAGUCAAUGAAUGUGAGAGACAAAUCAAAGUAUAUGAUUUAUUUUAAAGACAACACACAGAAGUAUUUAAUGAAGCUGAGCUGAGUGAAACAACAAUAUUUAUCUGACUCGCAAUUUAGGCACAGUCACAGUUUCAUUUCCAACACCGUGUUUUCAGAGUUUUCUACGACC